Molecule: messenger RNA, 5733 nt
Organism: Girardinichthys multiradiatus
Lineage: Eukaryota; Metazoa; Chordata; Actinopteri; Cyprinodontiformes; Goodeidae
Gene: pld1b
Product: phospholipase D1b
Exons: 26
Coding region: 214-3318 (1034 amino acids)
Biological process (GO): regulation of microvillus assembly; cell motility; phosphatidic acid biosynthetic process
Molecular function (GO): phosphatidylinositol binding; D-type glycerophospholipase activity
Source: RefSeq, a predicted model, not a curated record
CUUUAGGUUGGUGUGUGUGGUAGAGAGCCACUGGAAGGUGUGUGUGUGCGUGUGUGUGAAGAGGUUCAAAGUGAGGCUGCAGAGAGCUCACCAGGUGCUUCUCUCUGAGGAAGGUUUGUUUCUGGCCAGCUAAUAGUUGAGGAGGAUGAUGUUUGGUGUCCCUCAGAGUCUGCGAGCUCAGGUGAGCCCUGGGCUCCAGACUAAGCUUUAGCCAUGCUGCGGCAGUCGGCGCCAACCUCUAGUACCCUGCACCUGGUAGCCAGCGACAUGACCUCCAUCAUGGAGCAGCUGGACACUAAAGAUCUUUACGUCGGGGAUGGCGAAUUUGACACGACGGAUGCCGGGGACCGGCUGCCCUUCCCAGCAAUUUACAAGACGGUGGGUUUCAAGGAGCCCAACGCCAUGGUCUUCUUGUCUUCUCCGAUCACCGCCAAAAUCUUGGAAGUGGAGCGCUAUACAGCGAAUCCGGAUCGCUUCAACAGCACUAAACAGAGGAGCGUCAAUAAGUCGAUGCCAGCUCUGUAUAAGAUCGAGCUGAAACACGGGGAGUUCACGUGGCAGGUGAAGAAGAAGGAGAAACACUUUCUGGAGCUCCACAGAGACCUGAGGGCGUACAAGGCCCUCAGACGGCUCCAUCUGCCGUCACGAAGUACUACGGUAAGGAGAAAGACGAUGCCUAAGAUGGAGAAGGCGCCGAUACCAGAUCUCCCCCGAGAAGAAGAGAAGGACCGAACGGGAGGAGACAGAGUUUCCAGCCGCAAGAAACAACUUGAAGAUUACUUGAAUAACCUGCUGAAGAUGCCGAUGUACCGGAGCUACCAUGCCACAAUGGAGUUCAUCGAUGUUAGCCAGCUAUCCUUCAUUCAUGAUUUAGGACCAAAAGGCUUGGAAGGAAUGGUGCUAAAGCGUUCUGGUGGCCAUCGAAUCCCUGGGCUGAACUGCUGUGGUCACAGCAGAAUGUGCUACCGCUGGUCCAAACGCUGGCUGGUGGUGAAAGACUCGUUCCUGAUGUACAUGAAGCCAGACUCCGGUGCCAUCUCCUUUGUGAUGCUGUUCGACAAAGAGUUCAGCGUCAAAAUGGACUCCAAAGAGACCGAAACCAGACAUGGCAUCCGAAUCGACAGCUUGUCCAGGUCGUUGGUGCUGAAGUGGUCCACCUACAGACAUGCCCGCUGGUGGGGUCAGUCCAUUGAAAUGUUCUCCCAGAAGUACGGCUCGGCCUUCCUCAAAGACCAUCGCUUUGGAUCCUUCGCCAGAGAGGAGGAGAACAUCCCAGCCAAAUGGUAUGUGAACGGUAAGACCUACAUGGAGGAUGUGGCUGAUGCCCUGGAAGAGGCCAAGGAGGAAAUCUUCAUCACAGACUGGUGGUUGAGUCCUGAGAUCUUUCUGAAGAGGCCAGUCGUUGAAGGAAACCGAUGGCGUCUCGACUGCAUCUUGAAGCGCAAAGCGCAACAAGGUGUGCGGAUAUUUGUGAUGCUAUACAAGGAGGUGGAGCUGGCUCUGGGGAUCAACUCCGGCUACAGUAAGAGGACGCUGCUGCGCCUUCACCCCAACAUCAAGGUGAUCCGCCACCCAGACCACGUCUCCUCUGCCGUCUAUCUGUGGGCGCACCACGAGAAGAUAAUCAUCAUUGAUCAGUCGGUGGCCUUCGUGGGUGGGAUCGACCUGGCGUACGGCCGCUGGGACGACAGAGAACACCGGCUCACAGACAUCGGGAGUGUGACCCUUUCCCACUUGGAGCAGGCUGCAGCUGCACCCUCCAGCACGGCUGCUCCACCCAACAGCAGCACCGGUGCUUCCCAGAACCAAGGGAAGAGAGUUUUCUCGGUGACGGACUCUGCAGACCAGCCCAGGCUGAAGGGUCAGGGGAGGAUGAGGAGGACCAGGAUGAGUAUCAGGAAACACCUGCAGAAACACGGACUGGCUCGUGCCAACAGUGACAGUGACCUGGAAGAGGAGGAGAAGAGUGGCUCUGUACAAAGUCUUCAUACAGGCAUCGGAGAUCUGUUUGGGAACACGAGGUUCUGGCAUGGGAAAGACUACUGCAACUUUGUGUACAAGGAUUGGAUACAGCUAGACAAACCUUUUGAUGAUUUCAUAGACAGACAUAAGACUCCCAGAAUGCCUUGGCAUGACAUUGCUUCUGUAGUUCAUGGGAAGGCGGCCCGAGACGUGGCUCGACACUUUAUCCAGAGGUGGAAUUUUACCAAGAUCGUGAAGCCAAAGUACCGUUCUUUAUCGUAUCCAUAUCUGCUGCCCAAGUCACACACCACAGCCGGAGAGCUACGAUACCAAGUUCCCAACUGCAUCCCCACAAAAGUGCAGGUCCUUCGCUCUGCCUCUGACUGGUCAGCUGGCAUCAAAUACCAUGAGGAGUCCAUCCACAACGCUUACGUCCACGCCAUCAAGAACAGCCAGCACUUCAUUUACAUCGAAAAUCAGUUCUUCAUCAGCUGCGCAGACAAGCUAAUUUACAACAAGAUAGGAGACACCAUAGCAGAACGCAUCCUCAAAGCUUACAGGGAGGGCAAAAAGUACCGGGUUUACGUGGUGACGCCUCUGCUGCCGGGCUUCGAAGGCGACAUCAACACCGGAGGAGGCAUCGCCAUCCAGGCUGUGAUGCACUUCAACUACAGAACCAUGAAUAAAGGAGACCGCUCCAUCGUCUCCCAGCUGAGGAGCGAGAUGGGAGAACAGUGGAUAAACUACAUCUCCUUCACUGGUCUGAGGACUCACGCUGAUCUGGAGGGGAAGCUGGUCUCAGAGCUCAUUUACGUCCACAGCAAGAUGCUCAUCGCCGACGACAACACCGUCAUCAUCGGUUCUGCCAACAUCAACGACCGCAGCAUGACGGGGAAAAGGGACAGCGAGGUGGCGGUGAUGGUGGAGGACUCAGAGACCGUGGACGCCGUCAUGGACGGGCAGCCGUACCGGGCCGGGAAGUUCGCCCUGCAGCUGCGCCUCGAGUGCUUCAGGAUGAUUCUUGGUGCCAACACGGAUCCAUCCAUCGACGUGUCGGAUCCCAUCAGUGACCAGUUCUACAAGGAGACCUGGAUGGCCACCUGCGCCCGCAACGACUCCAUCUACCAAAAGGUUUUCCGCUGUCUACCAUCCAGCGACGUCCGGAGCAUCUCGGAGCUGGAGGGCUUCCUGGCCAAGACGGGCCUGGCCAAAGAGGACCCGGCUCGGGCUCAGGAGGAGCUGAAGAAGAUCCGUGGCUUCCUGGUUCAGUUUCCUCUUCAGUUCCUGAACGAGCAGAACCUUCUGCCUCCCAUCGGCUCCAAGGAGGCCAUGGUUCCCAUGGAGGUCUGGACCUGAGGCGCUUGGUUGAAGAUUGAACGCACGCUAACACCACGUUUGAGGUCCGAUUGAGGCUGUCUUUUAAAAAUAUAUUUUUACUGGAGAGAAAACGGCUCGUCAAGCUUUUUCCCCAGAAUGAAGACUGGCUGGAAUCCGAUGAAGGCAGGAGUCAGCUGGGUUCAGAUUCACAUCACUGUGCUCAUUUAACACUAAUCAACAUAUAGAUCCAAACCUGCCUGAGAUCCAGUCUGAUGAAGACCUGGAAAAUCGAUCGAAUUAACACCAGUUCAUCCUAGAGGCUGAGUCAGGUUCCCAGCAGGUUUAAAGGUUGAUAUUAAGCAGCUACCUGUGCAGCCUCAUUGACUGUGCCAAAGACGAGGGGAACCUGCAGGAACAUUUAGAGGAUCAGUGGUUCAGCUGCAACUUCAGAGGAAAGUCUGCCUGCAAGCUUCAACCCAGGGCAAAGAAUCACACUACGGUUUCUGUAACCAGUCAUUGCUCUAAAUCUGCUAUUCUGGAAAUAUUUCCCUACAAUUUCCGAUAAAACUCUUAAAGAAAGAAGUGGAAUCCAACAGUUUCUUCUAGAAGAUGCCUGAUUUUUUUCAACCAGUGUCUGUAAGGCCAAGCGGAGCAAAAACUUUCAGCUUCUUGUAUUUUUCAACAUUAAAAUGAUUGCAGAUUGUGUUAAUUGUGUCCCGUUAUUAAACCUUUAGGUUAAUUGCCUGUGGAGAUGCUACUAAAUUAUGAGCUUUUUAUUUUGUGCCAGAGGAAAUAAAGUUGUAUCUUUGUGCAACUAUAAAUCAACCAGCUGCUCCUACGGCCAGCAGCUCCUACAGAUGGGCUUCAGGUCUAUCAUCUCUGCAACACGUUCUUCAACCUGAUGAAACAUUUCACAACAAAACAUGGAAACUUUGACCAGCAGACAGAACCUUAAACUCCACAGUGCCUGAAAACCCGCAGCCUCCUUUUCCUGGUUGGAUAUUGACUGUUCAGCUCUCCUCAUGCUGUCCCUCAGCACCAAGCUAAGACCCAUUAAUUUGCUCCUCCUGCAAACGCUAUGCAUCAUCCAGGGCUGGGAAAUAUAGCUCAUUUGCUCCAAAAAGACACUAAAUGGAUUACAAUAGGAGAGCAGCAAGAAGAUAAAGAUGCAGUUUAGUUGUUUCAUCUUUAAUUAUACUUAGAUUGACAGAUAAGAAAUUAAAAGUGCCAAAUAAGUGCCUCCCAGCCUCAUUUACAUUCCUCAGACUGUGGAUUACAUCGUGAAGGACUUGUUCUGUACUUCUGGGUAGAGAUUACUUUACAAAUUUGUCUCUUAUACUUGAAUCAGGAUGAACCUGUGUUUUUCAUUGUUGUGCUGCAUGAUGAGUUGAGUCCAGUGCUACGUUAUCGUGUCAGAAAGUGGAGCCUUCUGUAGCUGAUGUUAUAUUAACAGCUAAUAUGGGUUUGUACAGUAAUGUGGCAGAUGCUUUAAAAAGGUUUGAACCUGCAGUUAUUUUCUCGCCGCUAGAUGGAAGCAGAAUCACCUAAAAUCACAAAAUCAGACAUAUUAACUAAACGUUCCUGAUGGGGGGGGAGAUGUCUUGAAAUACUGGUGUGGUGUGGUGCAAAUACUUGAUUUGCACCACACCAUUAUAAAAUGUUAACCUGCAGGAAAAAUACCACCUCUUUGUUGAGGUUUUUGAUGAUCAGUUGGCAUCAAAAUAUCGUUUAUUGUUUUGAUUUGAUUUGAUUAGACCAUAAAGAAACUGUAAGCUUUCCAUAUUGAAGAGGAAUAUUUUCUCUUAGGUUAGCUUGCCUGAGAUGUAAAUUUUAAUAAAUAUGUCAAUUGUUUGUGUAACUUGUUUUUGCUGCCCCCAAGUGGCCAAAGACGAUAGGAUAAAAUAACUGCAGGAAUUUCGUUUUUUUUUUUUACUUAAAUUUUUACUUUUAGAACAUUUCUUGAUGCAGCAAUAACCUUUGUAUGGGUCUUUACUGUUGGUCUGUUUAUCGUCAUGAAGCUGCAAGCUUGAUUAGAAAAACAAGCCAUUUAGCUGACAGCAUGACAGCAGCUUGUUGCCAUUUCUUCCGACAGAUCCCAGCAUGAACCCUCCGAGGUUUCCUUUAAAGCCAUGAUUGACGUUAAACGGUCUGCCUGUCUCAACUUGAAACCUAUAUUAUUAUUUUAACUUAUCUUCUCUACCUCUGUGUUUCUACCUCUUGCUGCAGUGCAUCUGAGCAGAUGUUUCUUCUCCGAGGAGCAUCUUGGCUGCAGAUGCUCUGAAACAUUCGUCCAUGCUUGAUUGUUCUGUGUUCACCUUUGUGUCUCUAUGGAAAUGCACUGUUUGCACAGACUGUUAUGUGUCUUGAUCUAUAUUGUCUCUCAUAUGUUGCUCUGGUGAAACAUUGGACUAAAUAAAUGUGGGAUUUGAUGGGGAUUAAAAUGAGGCUUUUUCA